AUGAAUGGUUCUAACGAAACAUGGUCCAAUGCUCGACAAUAUUGUUAUAAUGAUUCGUCUUUAUUGUCAGUCAAUGAGACUGUAACAAAUUUUACUACUCAUCUUAUUGCACUUGAACAUGUUACAGAAAAAACAUCAUUAUAUUACUGGAUGAAAGCUUAUGAUAUUAAAACUCAAUUUUGGAUUGAUGGUAACGUUUUCGCAUCAUCAUGGAGUUGGUCAAAUCAAUCAAUAACAUGGUUUUUUGAAGCAAAUGAACGUGCAGUAACAGGCAAUUUAUCGAAUUAUAAACUUAUUUAUGAUCCAGAUCAAACAACUUAUCAAAUAGCUGAUGAGGUUGAAAACAAAUUAUUGAAUUUCAUUUGUGAAUAUCAAGUACCAUGUAACGAAAGUAAUUUAUGUCAAAAUAAUGCAUUAUGUUAUAUGAAUGUUGGAAGAGAAAUUUGUAUUUGUGCAUCAGGAUUUACUGGACAAUAUUGUGACACUGAAAUUAAUGAAUGUUUAUCAUCACCAUGUUUACAUGGUGGAAUCUGUGCAGAUGGUUUAGAUAAUUAUACAUGUAAUUGUUCUGAUAUAUUUUAUACUGGAUCAAAUUGUGAAAUAUCACUUGAUGAUCCAACACAAAAUCAACGUUCAGCUGCAUUUUGGUCUGUUCUUGGUGUUGUAACUGGAUUGGUAGUCAUUUUAACAUUAUCUGAUUUACCUUGGGAAGAUAUUAUAAAUACUAUUGGAUGUAAAUGUUAUCGUUUAAAAUGUUGUUCGAAACAAAACGAUGAUGAAAAUAAUAAUGAAAAGGAUCUUCAUUCAUCAGAUUCAUCUAUAAAUGAUCAUAAUUUACGAAUAGAAAACAUGUCAACAUCUGAUGGAACACAAACAUCAAACGGAAUGAAUUAUCAUGUUAUGAAUACAGUGUGGAAUCCUGAACAUAUACAUAAUCAAACAUCAUUAAAUUUUCAAAAUAAUAGAUAUCGUACACCAGAUCAAAGUACAACACCUGAUAAUGUACUUAUACAAUCAUUUACUGCUGCAACUCUAGCUAAACAAAAACAAAAAGAAUUAGAUGAUAAACGUAUUUAUGCUGUUGAUAUAAAUGAAUCAACAAAUUCAACAUCGAAAACAAACGAUCCUGUUAAUACAAUGGUUAAUUGGACACAACAAUUACAAGAACAAUUACGAAAUAAAAAAGUUCGUGAAACGAGUGCUAGUUCAACUAAACAAUUAAUUCAUGCAUCAAAUAUAAGUGACUGUUAA
This is a messenger RNA of Rotaria sp. Silwood1, 1251 nucleotides long. NCBI's taxonomy places the organism in Eukaryota, Metazoa, Rotifera, Eurotatoria, Philodinida, Philodinidae. The record is from the annotation of a GenBank genome assembly.